Messenger RNA from Hypoxylon trugodes, 2248 nucleotides. Its product is annotated as cytochrome P450. The transcript is spliced from 5 exons. The coding region runs from base 343 to 1956 and encodes 537 amino acids. Gene Ontology annotation, molecular function: iron ion binding; heme binding; oxidoreductase activity, acting on paired donors, with incorporation or reduction of molecular oxygen. The record is from RefSeq and is a predicted model, not a curated record. Lineage: Eukaryota; Fungi; Ascomycota; Sordariomycetes; Xylariales; Hypoxylaceae.
CAUCACCCUUUGUCCAUGUUACCACACAAGUUCCACUCGCCUCGAUAAAUUCGCUCCAAAUCGAGUAUAAUUUAUAUCUAAUAUUCCUUGCCUGUUGGUUAAUUUUUCGCUAUAGAUAGGUCCAUAAUGUGAAUAUCCCUUGCAACUCCAUUACAAGCCCAGGUACAAUACCAGCCUAGCUCCACUUGACUAAAUCCUUCGUUCCGUGGAGCUGGGAUAUUCACCUUAGCUCCAAUCAUAGCCAACGCAAUAUUAAAGAAACCCAAUGCGCUCCCGUUCUAUAUUUCAUCUUUGAUAGAUCUUUCUAUAACUUCAUGAAGUUGUGGUUUAAUAAUCUCAACUAUGGAGGUCAAGGGCACCUAUUUCAUCGUGCUCCCCAUAGUGGGGGCCAUUAUUGUAGAUUUCUUCUUUCGCUUAUAUCGUCGGCGGCAACGCUUCAGAGACUUGCCAAAACCUCCUCACAGCUUCCUAUGGGGUCAUCUCAAACUCAUGGGCGAGAUUGCGGGACAGUUACCGCCAAACUGUCACCCACAAUCGUACAUCACCGCCAUUGCUCAGAAAUAUGACCUAAAGGGUAUUUGGUACCUUGACUUAUGGCCGAUAGCAGAUCCACAGGUUAUUUUGACAGAACCGGAACUUAUGGACUCGGUACAGGUGACGCGCGUGUUUAACCAGCAUCGUAUCUCACAGGAACUCAUGUCGGGGAUCAUUGGUGAUAACGUUGUUUCGACUGUCAAUGGCCCGGUAUGGAAAAAGUUACACAAUUCUAUGGCCCCGGCAUUGCUCCCAUCCCACGUCAGAACGCUCACUGGUGUUAUGGCCGACGAGACACUUAUCUUCCGCGAGAGGUUAAAAAAACUUGCCAGCACCGGCGAAGUGUUUUCUUUGGAGGAUGAGCUUGCGAAACUGUUAUUUGAUAUCGUGGGAAAGGUCGUUUUCAAUUUACGUCUUCACGCUCAAACCAAGGGAAGCCCGUAUCAUGAGGACCUGGUGGAGAUCAUCAAAUUGGUUAAUGAACAAUUGUCGAUGAACCCGUUCAUCAAAUUGAAGGUGGCUUUUAAGAAGCGAGCUGUUAGGCAGCGAGUUGACGCUGCAGUUACCGAAAAAGUCCUAGAGCGUUUAGCGGCCUUAAGAAGCGAGAACAUCGUACCGUCACGAAAGGAUCCUCUUAGCAUUGUCGACUUGAUGCUUCGUGAAACAGUUCUACAAGAUGGAUCCCGCAAAGGUACGAAAGCCAUGGAACUUCCUAAGGAGGAGUUGGACUUAUUGGUAACGAAUGUCAAAGGCUUUCUGCUUGGUGGAACUGGCACUACUGUUGAUAGUCUAUGCUUUACCUACAUGCUCCUAUCGAAACAUCCCGAAAUUGUCCAGAAAAUGCGAGAGGAACACGAUGCUAUUUUUGGUAAAAACCUAGCGACAACUCUAGAAACUCUUAAGGAAUCCCCAAUCAAACUCAAUGAACUCGAGUACACGACAGCAGUGAUCAAAGAGGGUAUGAGGUUAUUCCCCGUUGGGUUUGGGGUCAAAGAAGCACCAGCAGGCGCGAAAGUAUCUUACCAAGGCCGCGAAUAUCCUGUUGAUGGUGGCUUGGUAAUUGUACCUUGCUGGCACACAAUGCACCACGACGCUCGAUACUUCCCCGAACCCGGUACAUUCCGUCCUGAGCGAUUCCUAGGCGAUGGUGUCCCCCGCGGUUGGUUCCGAAGCUUCUCUCGUGGUCCCCGAGGAUGUCUAGGCCAAGACUUAGCCAUGGAGGACAUGCGUGUGAUACUGCUUUUGACUAUACGGGAUUUUAAUUUUGAAUGCGCUGGGCUUAAGCCCAACCCAAAGCCCAAAGCGACUUAUACCGACCUUGAUACAGUUUUUGGUGACGCCGCAUUCCCAAUGCUAGCGAUGGAGGCCAAGCCAAGGGAUGGUAUGAUGAUGACGAUUAAAGAGAGUGGAUUUAGUUCAUGAAAUCAUUUGAUGGUUGAGAUAAAACACGAGUACUUACUUGAAAGCAUGUAGGAAAAAGAAGAGGUUAUUCACACAUCUCGGUGAUUUGGUACAUAUUCAAUCUGCUGGUCAGCAAAAUUUAGGCAGAACCCGUAAAAUCACUCGUAACUCGCUUUUUGCUGUAUAAAUGUAUGUUAGAUUUAUAUAGGAUGGAAUGAGAACCUAACAGCCUCUGAAUGGCAAUAAAUGCCGUCUAAAUGUUAUCAGACCCAAAACGGACCGAUAGUUGUCUGAUUCUCGUCCAUAAUAACUC